GGUCGUACGCCGCCAUUUUAUGAAGCGGACGAGCCGCGAGUGGAAGGAAGCGGUGGAGCGAAGCGAAGAGGAAAUACUGAGCACCUUGGGAUGCAUGUACUGCGCCUGGCGACAGAAGUUUUGAGUGUGGAGGAACUGGGGGAGAGAUGUUAGUAUCGGGAGUCCGGGGAAAAUCCAGAGAUGGAGAUAGGGUAGUAUUCGAGAUGGAGCCCUCACCUUCGAUUACUCAAGAGAAAGAGAAAACGACAACAAACAGACGAACGCAGAGAAGAGAAUGUUUGAAGAGAACAAGAGAGAGAGAGAGAGAGAGAGAGAGAGAGAAAUCGAGCGAAGAAAAAGGCAACGAAGAGGCAAAGAAAAAAGAAAAUAAGAAGAGACCUUAUCCGGAUUCCCAAACAGGAAAUGAGCGGACUACGAACGCUACUUGAUCACGGAUGCAGCCGAUUUGACAGAAAAGGGAAG
This is a messenger RNA of Aspergillus glaucus CBS 516.65, 462 nucleotides long. RefSeq lists its product as uncharacterized. The coding region runs from base 147 to 428 and encodes 93 amino acids. The transcript has a single exon. NCBI's taxonomy places the organism in Eukaryota, Fungi, Ascomycota, Eurotiomycetes, Eurotiales, Aspergillaceae. The record is from RefSeq and is a predicted model, not a curated record.